This is a messenger RNA of Syzygium oleosum, 5889 nucleotides long. RefSeq names its product putative disease resistance RPP13-like protein 1. Gene Ontology annotation, molecular function: ADP binding. Gene Ontology annotation, biological process: defense response to other organism. The record is from RefSeq and is a predicted model, not a curated record. NCBI's taxonomy places the organism in Eukaryota, Viridiplantae, Streptophyta, Magnoliopsida, Myrtales, Myrtaceae. The transcript is spliced from 6 exons. The coding region runs from base 10 to 4083 and encodes 1357 amino acids.
GAUAAGCUAAUGAAGAAAUGGGAGAAGAGGCUGAUCAGGAUCGACCACGUGCUGGAUGACGCAGAGGACAAGCAACUGACCGGCGAUCCCAGAGUAAAGUCAUGGCUUGAAGAUCUCAGGAACUUGGCCUACGACAUCGACGACUUGCUUGAUGAGUUCGCCACAAAACUUGUGGAGAACGAGUCCAGGGUAGAACCCGGUUGUAGCAAGGCGCGAUCCAUUCUUCCAAGUUGUUGCUUCAGAUUGAGCCCGUGUGUAUUUAUGUUCGACUGCAAAAUGAGAUCCAAGAUAGAAGAGAUUAAUCAAAGAUUACAGGAGAUCAUAACUUUGAAAGAUGAUCUAAGCCUGAGAGAGAAUAAUGGGCAGCGAUCAGCAUACAGCCGACUGGAUAGGCGGCCUCCCACUACGGAUGGGACCGAGCUUUGUUUCAUUAGUAGGGAGGAUGAAAAAAGGCAAAUCCUCGAAUGGCUGACCCGAAUAGAGGACGAUAGAACAUGUGUGGAUCUAGAAGUGAUUGCCAUCGUAGGGAUGGGGGGUGUUGGGAAGACGGCUCUAGCUCAGCAAGUCUACCAUGAUGAUAGUCUCACCUAUAAUGAGAAAGCAUGGGCCUGCGUUUCCGAUAAUUUCGACGUACUUUCUAUUACAAAGAGUAUCCUGGAGAUGACCAACCGCCAUUUGUCCUGUGAAGGUAAAACCCUGAAUUGGCUUCAAGAUGAGCUCAAGAAAAACCUUUCGGGGAAGAAGUUUCUUGUUGUAUUAGACGAUAUUUGGAAUGAGAAUUAUGACAACUGGACAACCCUCUUGAAGCCUUUUCAAUCCGGAGAGAAGGGAAGCAAGAUCAUUAUCACGACUCGUCACCUCGACAUUGCUUUAAUGGCCCAUGCUCGACCGAUAACUCUCGAAGUGCUAUCACCAGAUGCUUGUAUGACUUUGUUUGCAUUUCAUGCUCUUGGAGUCCUAAAUUUCGAUGGUCGUACCGAUCUUGAAGUAUUAGGCUGGAAAAUAGUAGAAAAAUGCAAAGGUUUGCCAUUAGCCGUGAAGGCAUUGGCCGGGCUGCUACGCACUAAAGUCAGUCGCCGUGAAUGGGAAGCUGUAAUGAACAGCAAGAUUUGGGAUCUACCGGAAGAAAGAAUUAACAUCCUUCCGGCUUUAAAACUUAGCUACCUCCAUCUCCCUUCCUAUUUGAGAAGAUGUUUCGCUUAUUGUGCUAUAUUUCCCCAAGACUAUGAAAUCCAACGAGAUGAGUUGAUUCGCUGGUGGAUUGCAGAGGGCUUGGUGGAGGGAAAAGAAGGAAAGGACCGUUGGAAUGCAGGUUUGAAUUAUUUCAACGAGCUAGUGUCUAGAUCGUUAUUUCAAAAGUCGAGUAGCAGUGAAUUAAUAUUCUUGAUGCAUGAUCUUGUGAAUGACCUAGCAAAGCUAGUGGCAGGUCCAACCCAUUUUAGCUCAGGGGAGAUUGAGUUUGAGCAUGAUCAAAAUAAUGCAUAUUUAGCUCGUCACGCCUCAUUCAUUUCCAGUGGUCACAUUGUGCCAGAAAAAUUUAAGAUAUAUCAUGGAAUGAAGGGACUUAGGAGUUUCAUAUCGUUAAGCAAGCAAUCUAGCCCUUAUUCCUAUUUGUCCCAGAAAGUGAUAUGUGACUUGUUGCAAGCAUUGAAGUACUUGAGAGUGAUUUCAUUAAGUCACUACUGCAUCGGAGAGUUACCGGAUUGCAUUGGCAAACUGAGGCACCUAAGACAUCUUAAUCUGUCGUAUACUAAUAUUGAAAUGCUUCCAAAGUCAAUUGUUGCAUUGCACAACCUAGAGGCUUUGAUGCUGCGGGGCUGUGACGAGCUUAUCAAAUUACCUGAAGAUAUAGAGAAACUGAUCAAUCUAAGAUAUCUCGACAUUACCGACACUCGGAGCCUAAUAGGGAUGCCACUGAAUAUAGGUAAUUUGGUAGGUCUUGAGAUGUUGUCGAAGUUUGUAGUGGGAACGGAAAAUGGCUCAAGGUUGAAGGAGUUAAAAAAUCUGGAGAACAUUGGAGGGGAAUUAUGCAUCUUUGAUUUGCAUAUGGUUCAAGAAGCCAGAGAUGCCACGGACGCCAAUUUAUACACGAAGAAGGGAAUAUGCCGAUUAACCAUGCAAUGGUGUCUAGAUUUUGAGAAUUUCCGGGAUGAAGAGCUUGAAGCAAAGGUCCUCGACUUUCUUCGCCCUAACCAAAACCUUGAAAUUCUCAAAAUAUUUUUCUACGGUGGCCUAGAAUUCCCGUCAUGGUUAGGAAGCCCCUUAUAUGUUAACAUAGUGCAUUUACGUUUACAUGGGUGUCGUAGGGCCAAAGCAUUACCAUCACUUGGGCAACUAUCUUCGCUGAAAGAACUGUACAUCGAAGGUUUAAAUGCAAUAUGCAAGGUAGGAUCUGAAUUUUAUGGAACUAGAAGUCCUUUUAUGUCCUUGAUUACUCUAGAAUUCAAGGACAUGACAUUGUGGGAGGACUGGUCUCACUGGGUCGGCACUGAAGAAGCAGGAGUCUUGUUCCCUCGUCUUGAGCAUCUCGUCAUUCGGGAUUGCCCUAUGUUGAUCGGAAGAUUGCCUAGUCAACCAAGCUCCCUCAUAGAGCUUGAAAUCAGCUCUUGCCCUCGUAUGGAUGCCUUGCCCUCUAUCACGAGCCUUCCAUCUCUGAAGAAAUUAAAGUUUGGAGGUUGUAAUGAGGGGCUGCUGAAGAGUUUGGUGAAUCUGACAUCUCUAACCACUCUUGUUAUAGAAGAUGUUGCUAACCUAACUAGCUUAAGUCAUGGGUUUACAAGCUCCUUGAUCAAACUGGAGAAGUUGGAGAUGGGAAGUUGUGAAAAGCUAAUGUACUUGUGGCAAGAUAGAGAUGUAAUUGGGAAUCUCGCUUGCCUAAAGAGUUUAAUCGUCAAAAGUUGUCCUGAAUUCAUAUACUUUGCGACUGGAGAAGGAGAUAUAGAGCUGCCCAGCACCCUCGAGAUUAUCAAAUUGACAAAUUGCGCCAAUUUAGAGAAGCUCCCAAGCAAAAUGCACACCCUCUCCUCUCUUAUAAACUUGACGGUCGAUAAUUGUCCAAAACUCGUAUCCUUCCCCGAAACAGGUAUACCGACAUCGGUGAUAUCAUUAAAUGUCAAAGGCUGCAAAAUGUUGCAAUCUUUACCCAGAGGAUUAAGUAUUCAUCCGGAUGAACCAAGCAGUGGCAACAGCAGCAGUAGGAAUAACCGCAUUGACAUGAUGUCUUGUCUGCAAAAAUUAACAAUCGGCGAAUGCGAUUCUCUGCCAGCCUCUAUGUUCAGCGAGGGUAGAUUUUUAACUGCGACCAUCAAGACGCUUGAAAUUAUGUCCUGCAAUGGAGUGGAGUCGCUCACGGAUAUAAAUGUAGAUUGUCUUCGGUCGCUUCAAAGGAUGGGCAUUUGGGGUUGCCAUAAUUUGAGAAGUUUACCUCCGUGCAUGCAUACACUGUCCCAUCUCACUUUCUUAGUAUUGUACGACUGUCUUGCACUAGACCUGGAGUGCUUCCCUCCUCUUCCUCCAAGUAUCUCGAGAUUUUCUCUUAAUAAGUGUCCGAAGAUAAAAUCGUUACCUAAUCAGUUGCAUCGACUUCCAUAUCUCCGUGAACUAGCAAUUUCAGAGUGCGAGAGUAUUACGCGCUUCCCCGAUGGAGGAUUGCCGCCCCAGCUACAGAGUCUUAAUGCAGAGAAAUGCUGGAAUAUGAAGCAGCCGGUGAGAGAGUGGCUUACGUCCCUCACCUCCCUUGAAAAGCUGGAGAUCGACGGCAGCAUUGGAGGAGUGGGAGAGGAGGAGGAUCUUCGGCUUCCGCUCCCUUCCUCUCUGCUCCAUUUCGAAAUCCUAGGUAUGCAGAACGUGAAAAGACUGUCCAGCAGUCUCCCUCCCUCUCUCAAGAGAUUACGGAUCGAAAAAUGCCCGAAGCUGAGAAAGUUGCCCCAAGAUGGCCUCCCUCCCUCACUAGAACAAUUAUUGAUCAGUAGAUGUGGGAUUCUAGAGGAGCGAUGCAGGAAACCCACUGGCUGCUAUUGGCCCCUCAUCCGAGAAAUCCCGUGUGUUUCAUUGCUCGAUUACAUGAACUGGUCAUUUACUUAAAAAGACGAUUCGGACUCGAAUGCUAUGUAUGCGGGGAAGAGAUAGGGGGGUUUUAAUAUUAUCUGAGCUUUGGCCUUUGGCUUUAUUGGAAAAGGGGGUUCCGUAUUUUAAUUAUUAUUUUAGAAGAUUUUAGUAGUAGUAAGCUUGAAGAAGAAGCAGCUGCUUUUGGGCGUAACCAUCUCCAUCCCAAUCACCGCCUCUCUCCGCUUCUUCUUGGGUUCUCCUCCUCUCGAUCUCGCGAAGAUUUCGAUGGCCCUUCGGGGUAAAAACCAGAUUACACUGGAAUUCCCAUUGGUGAAGUUUGGUCGGUACCCUUUCCUUUGCCAUCGCCGCCUCACCGGUAUUUAAGUCUUAGGAGGAGAAGAUGCUGAAGGGGUUGACCCUGGACGUGAGAUUGCUCCUCAUUGUAGAGACGAAGAAGAAGGGUACAUGCCACUGCAGCCUAGCUUUCUUGUUAAGAUCUCGGCUUUCGUGGAAGCUUUUCCGUGAUCAGUUGGUUCUCGAAUUACUCGCGGGGAUCGAGGUAUGUACGUGUUCUGUUAUCCUGUUCAAUAAGAGUCUUGUUUUUCCCCGUGAUGUUCGAUCGGCUAGAUGAAUCUAAAAUCUAGACAUGAUUUAUGUGAUGAAUAAAUAGCAAAGACGAGUUUGAAAAUGUUUGAAAGUUGGGUCUCAUUGAAAAAGGGUAGCUCAGAAGUCAGAACUUCAGGAUGGAUAGAGCAAGUUCAUGUCAUGUUAAUGGCAGUUAAGAUACAACAUCGAGAUCUAUGGGGGAAACAGAUUUAUUGCACCUCAACCCUUCCAUUCCAGCAUUUUACUCACCAUCCAAGACUGAGGAAUGGUUUAGUCGCUUUGAGUGCAGACACAAAUGAAGGCAUUUUGCAUCCUGGAUAGCACUCAAUGAAAUCUUUGCCCAUUGUUCAUUUUGAUAAGUAUUCGUAUUCUGCUUCAUGGAAUCAAAGAUGCAUAGCCCUGGAGUUGCUGCCUUUCUUGUUAACAUCUCCACUUUGGUGAAAGCUUUUCCAUGAUUUUUUGUUGGUUCUCGAAUUACUGGCAGGGAUAGAGCAUUCACCAGAAGUGGAAGGAACUCGGUAUUAACUUUCUGUCUGCAUUUACAGAUACAACAUCGAGAUCUAUGGGGGGAAACAGAUUUAUUGCACCUCAACCCUUCCAUUCCAGCAUUUUACUCACCAUCCAAGACUACGGAAUGGUUUAGUCGCUUUGAGUGCAGACACAAAUGAAGGCGUUUUGCGUCCUGGAUAGCACUCAAUGAAAUCUUUGCCCAUUGUUCAUUUUGAUAAGUAUUCGUAGUCUGCUUCAUGGAAUCAAAGAUGCAUAGCCCUGGAGUUGCUGGUUGGCAAAGUUUAAAGGGCCAAAGUAUCUGCUGUAAUUUGUAACUCUCAUUGGAAGUGGUCCGCUGCUAGGUCUGAAGAGUCGAUUCCCUUCCAAGCUGCAGUUUGUGGUGUGAUUUUCCCAGUUCCUCAGCUGCAGACAAAGUAGUAUGAACAGCUUCUUCAAAUGGUUGCCUUAACUCUUUUGUUGCUUGGGAAAUUGUCAGAAACAAGAGUGCCAAUGUUGACUGGCACAAACUUGUGUGGUCCUCCCCUAAUGUGCCAAGAUCUGGCUUUAUUUCUUGUUUAGUCAUAUGCGUGAUAAACUCCCCACCUUUGAGAGGAUUAACAGUUCUUCUGUUGGGAGAACAAGAUCUCUCUACUUGUUCUGUAAUCUAAGCAUUGAAUCUCGCUCUCAUAUAAUUUUGGAGUGGAGUUUCUCUAAUGAAGAACAGAGGAAGGUCUUAAUUCUGUCAAA